AUGUUUAUGCUGAAACGAAUUCACGAAAACUUCUCACUCACUGAAAAAUUGUGCGAGGAUUUUCAGUUUUUAUUCCUCGCACUAAUUAAAAAGGAUCAGAAAGUGGACGGACUAUCGAUUGGUUAUGUAUUUAAAGUCAAAACAGAAUUUUGUGAGCAUAAGCAAGCAGCACACUUGACAAAAAGCACCGAUGUGCAGCAAGCAGCAAUGGCUGAGCAAUGUCCACUCUGUCCGUGUAAAUGUUUAGAAUUACGUGCACAUCUAUCUGAGGUUAAGGAACAUAAAAUAGCUGAAGAAGCAAUCAAACGAUUGUUACUCAGUAACGCAUCAAGCAACUUGCUCACUGAUUCAACAGAUUCUGAUAAAAAAAAACAACACGAAAAUUUCAGAAAAAUUUUUGCUCAGUUUAUUGCCAUUAGAUACCGAAUUUUAAUUAAAUUAAAUUUUAAAGAUUCAAUCAAUUUAAACAAUAAAACGGAUCGACAAAUUUAUCGUUAUCAUUGUUCACAAUGUUCACUGGCUUUUCGUACAGAACAACGUUUAGCUAGCCACAUUUUGCAUCAUACUUUUCGAGCCAGCACUCGUUGUACUAAUUGUGAUCAAACUUUUCGCUCACAUGAAUUAUUAAAAAGGCAUACUGCUCAAGAGCAUAGCAAUAAUAAUGGCAAAGCUUGUAGUCCGCCAACUACAAGUUCUUAUCAGUGCGAGUCAGAUGAAACAACAGUUGAUGAUAAAAUGGAAAUUGAUCAAGUUGAUACUUUGAGGCCUUUCAAAUGUGAACUUUGCAAAGAGAAUUUUGAACAAAAGCAUCAUUUACUAGUGCAUUAUAAUUCAGUAGAUCACCUUCAUAAGGCUAAAAAAAUGCUUGAAGAACAAUCAAACAACUUUCAACCGAGUGCACAAAUUUUGGCAGCACUACAAGCUUCAACAAGUUCUCAGUCCUUGCAAGGAGGCUCGAAACCAUUCAAGUGUAAUUUAUGCAAACUGGGAUAUGGACAAGGAUCUACUUUGGACAUACACAUAAGAUCAGUUGCUCAUCAGUCACGCUUGGCAAAGGUAGCAGAACUUUUGGCUCAAGGCGAAAUUGAUGGUUGUAAGCCAAUUGUUGAGCAACCCGGUGGCCCGACACAAAAAAUUUUAGCUGAAUUAGCUAACAAGAAUGAUUCAACUGCCAAUUUAUUACAGAAUAAUUGA
Messenger RNA from Thelazia callipaeda (thelaziosis nematode), 1194 nucleotides. The record is from the annotation of a GenBank genome assembly. Lineage: Eukaryota; Metazoa; Nematoda; Chromadorea; Rhabditida; Thelaziidae.